AUGGUAGAGAAGCGGCUUACAACCGAACUUGACGAAUCGAUAUCAAAAAAACGUGUCGUUUUUGCCGAAUCAACACAACAAAAUGAACUCAUUAAUGUGCCCAAGUCAGCUCUGCUGGUCAGAGUGAAGGAGGCACGGCGUGAGUAUGAUCGUCUGACAAAUGAGUACUCAAUAUCACUAGACGUAUUUACACAAAAAAUGACGCAGCUGAUGUGUUGUUUUCUUUGGUGGCCGAGAUUUAUAGAACAUUGCUUCCGUUUACGAGGACGACCGUUUCCAAAUAAACAAUUGGACCGUUCCAUGACUGCCCUAACUACCCAUAUGCCUUUUGCGUCUUUCGAAACCAUUUUCGCCAAUGAUAAAGUUGCCCUGCUUGAUUUCGUAACUGAAAAUCUGAAUCUUCUAGGCGCGGCUUCCUUACCCGACCAGAUUGAGGUUGAGGAUAAUGGUCUGGCAGAGAAAAUAGCACACAUAACUGCUGCGAAUGAAGCUACAUCGCAAUCCAUUGACGAUGCAAUUGCGCGUCUCAAUGACAUUGAGACUGACUACGUGAACCUCAGAAGGAACGAAGACCGGAAUUGUAGUUAUACUCUACGCUGCAUUACUGAGGCUGUUCUUAAGCAUCCUCAAGAUACUAACCCGAAGGACACCAAUGAAGAACAGGUUGAGACAUCCCAGAACGAAACAUCUAAUAAACAAAAAUGCGCCGAUGAGGAUGCAAGAGAGCUACAGCGAUUACGUGAUGAACAGAAUGUAGUGUUCUCCUCACGGGAGUCUGUUAUUUCUCGCUUACAAUCACUUCUUAAAUCGACAGAAGAGGAUACUGUUACAGCUAAUUCAGCUCUUCUUUCUCUGAGCCAGAAGCAAUAUGAGAACAGUUUGGCAUUUGUGGAUGUCGAGACCUCUUUAACAAGUGUUUCUGAGUAUUCUGCAUUUCUACGGCGGAUUUAUGCGGAGGAAGCUACAAGAUGUGAAUCUAUGUUUCAAAAUAUUAAAGCCUCACAAGGGUUUUUCACCGAGGAAAUGGCUCGCGUUAUUUCCGAAUUUGAAUCUCAAAUGGCGAACUCACAAUCCGACAUGCAUCGGAUUGAACAAACAACGGUUCAGUUACGUGAAGCAAAUGAAAAGGCGCGUAGUGCUGAUGAAUUACGGGCUGUAAGUGUUCAAAACAAAAUUGAACAAGCUGAGCAACUGGCUAAAAAAAUUGAAGAAUUGAAGUCUCGUUUGGAUUUAAAACCGAAUGUACCAUCCGUGGGUUCUGACAAUUCUUCUCUGCUUUAUCUUCAGAAACAGUCUGAGGCACUACUUAGCGAGGUUUCGUUUACGGAAAAAGCAUUUCGCGUUGCCCACCAGCAGGUGAAUUCAAAAAUAUCAAAACGAAAAGAUGAGUUGUUAUUGAAAUACAAUUUGGAGAAGACCAAAGCUGAUCAAAAAUACUUUGAUACUAUGAAGUCAAGAGAUGGACUAUUAUCAAAUGUGAAAAAUCUUCGUGAUCUUUACAAACGAAGUAAUGAUCUUUUUGAAAAAUCUGUGGAAAAUCAUAAAAAUCGGAUUGUCGACGUUAUGGAAACAGAGAAAAAGCUCGUUUUUCUCGUGGAAGAGCGAAUCCAAUUAGCUUCAACCUUUAUGAAAAGCAAGUUGAAAAAGCGACGUGAUGAAAAAGUGGGAAAGACAGCAGAAUCUGUUCUCUCUCAGUUACGCCAGUUUUACAACAAUAAAAAAAGCGAGCUUAACGAUACUCGCAAACAAUUUAAUGACUUGUCCCAUCAAGUUCAGCAAAAUGAAACAUCGCUCAAAACCCACGAGAGAUUAAAAAAACAGCUAAAUGAACGUGGAACUGCGCCUUCUACAGAGGCUCUGCAAACAUAUCGAGCAAUGUGUAAGUGUUCUGUAUGUAAUUUUGAGCGGUGGAAGAACAGGGUAAUCUCGCUCUGUGGUCAUGGGUUCUGCGCCGAGUGCAUUCAAAAGCGUAUUGAAACACGCCAACGGCGGUGCCCAAUUUGUGGAAGAGCCUUUGGCGUAUCAGAUAUCAUUCUCAUACAACUUUGA
Messenger RNA from Schizosaccharomyces japonicus yFS275, 2049 nucleotides. Its product is annotated as ubiquitin-protein ligase E3 Brl2. Gene Ontology annotation, biological process: protein ubiquitination. Bases 1 to 2049 code for a protein of 682 amino acids. NCBI's taxonomy places the organism in Eukaryota, Fungi, Ascomycota, Schizosaccharomycetes, Schizosaccharomycetales, Schizosaccharomycetaceae. The record is from RefSeq and is a predicted model, not a curated record. Gene Ontology annotation, cellular component: nucleus. Gene Ontology annotation, molecular function: ubiquitin protein ligase activity; ubiquitin-protein transferase activity. The transcript has a single exon.